This is a messenger RNA of Spirodela intermedia, 5336 nucleotides long. The record is from the annotation of a GenBank genome assembly. NCBI's taxonomy places the organism in Eukaryota, Viridiplantae, Streptophyta, Magnoliopsida, Alismatales, Araceae.
AUGGCCGAAGCAUGCGAUUCGGCGGCCUCUUCUUCGGCUUCUCUGACGCCGAAAGAAAAGCCCGUAGUCGUGAGGGUGAAGAGGAAGGCUUGCCAGAUGCCCCUUGAUGCACUAUGUGAGUCGCGAUUAUUUUCUGUCAUUGAUUCCUCAUCCUCAUUCUCUCUCUCUCUCUCUCUCUCUCUCUCUCUCUCUCUCUCUUUGAAUUUUUCACAUGAGAAAACGGGAAUUUCCUAACGGUGCGUGGUGGUGAUUUUGGCGUUGUUGUUUGUGACCAGUGCUGGAAAUCAACGAGAGGCACCCGAAGAGGGCAAUUUUGGACCUGAGCAAGCUCUCGUUCACGGGUGUCGUCAGCAAGGAGAAAGUUCAUAAUGGUUUUCUUUCUGUUUUUAUUAUUUCUAUUUCUACAAAAUUUAAAUCUGUACCAUAUGGUUUCUUCCAUUACCUGUUUAGCAAAUACAAUUACCUUUAUCCUUUAUGCUUCAAUAUUUCAUUAAUAUUGUUAAAAUAUAUUCUCAGAUUUUUCUAUGGCAUGAUAUUUCAGAGGAUUUAACGACCAGGAGAGUGUUGGUGCAACAUGUUGAGACUGUAGGAAGUUCUGAAGCGACAAAAGAUUUAUUGGAGCUUUGUCUGGUCAGCAUCCUACUUCAACUCUGUCGUUGUUGAUAGCUUUAUGACAUAAUGGGGUUAUUUUGGGGGCUUACGAAUGUUCUUUCCUAGUAUUCUGCUUUGAAUAUGAUAAAGUAUACUCUGAGACCAACAAAUGUUUUUUAAGAGGGAUUGUACGCACGAGUCAGUAUCGAGCUGUCCACUCUCUCGAUGAGCUACUGCCCUGCACUCCAUUUUACUGGGUCGGAACAUAUUAACAAUUGCAUGCCUUCUUAUCAUGACCUUCGGUGCCACUUGACUUUUUUUAAAAGAAUCUACUGUGAACUGAUGAUAUUACAUUCCUUGUCUGGAAAAAAACUGAACUCGUAGUGCAUUUGUGUGGGUGCAUUUAUGGAUAUAUAAUUCCAAACACAUUUUUUGUGGUAGAACUUUACAUCUGUUAAUUGUGCUUUGCACGUCAGUGGCAGUGCUAGAGAACCAAUUACACGGGAUAUUCUUGUAACUGCUUCUUUUUAUGAUUCUGUUUGAAUACUAGAGUGGAAUGAAAUUGUGGAUAUUAUUUAACUCGUCAGUGGGUGCUUUUCUUCCUUCAUCCCUUUAAAACUUUUCAAUUUAUGGGAAGGCUCCCCUGAAAGUAGGUGACAGGUCUCUGGUUGAUAGAAUCUAUUUCAUUGGGUAUUCAUUUUAAGUUUUUAGAAGAUUUACCUAUUUAAUAUGGUAGUGACCUUGACAGAGAGAAAUCCUUUUCUACUUUCCGUUUUAGUAAUUUACUUUUCUAUUCUCAUAUUUGUCGUGUUCUUCUGUAUGUCUCAUAGCCAUCUUCCCCCUUCCCCGUGACAGAAACUCUUGCCUGAUUCAUCUUUUAAGAGAAACCUGGCCGCUCGUUUUUCAGUACUUCCUUACAUUUGUCAUUAUUUUUUCCCCCUAAGCCAUUUUUCCUUUAUGUGCUGCAAUUUCUUUUUUAGUCCUCUUCUCUUCUUCUUUCCUUCAUUUCAUUUCCAGAUUUUUUUAAUGAUUUUUUUCUCUUCCACAUUGGAGCUACUUCUCCAAACUACUUUUUUCUUAGCCAUUUUUUGGUAACAAAACACCCUUUUAAAUUUCUUUUGGUAAACACAUCGACUAAACACUAUUUUAUGAAAAAAACACCUUUCCACUUUGAUCACGACCUUAUCACUCGGUGUGACACGUCCACAGGUGUCUCACUCUUAUUUUGCGACAUGGCUUUUUAUUGGAUUUUUUAGGCACCCAACAAAGGAUCACUCUCUUGGGGUUUAGCGCCUGGAAAAAAUGAAGUUCAACAUGGGAGAAAGGCUUGACUCCUUAUACUACAUUAGUCUGAAUGCAAUACACAAUAUUCACACGGUUUGAUUUUGCCUUUGGGGAACAAAUAUUUUUCGGUGGAUACUCUGUUUAUUGUGGUCUUAUGUAUGAGGUUGUCUUCCAUUGAGCUUAUGUCUUCCCUCGCUGCUGUAGUAGUCAUUAUAUUACAGUUUUUUAUAUGGUGUUUAUUAAUGCAAAGUGAUUUUUAUGACCUUCAAAAAAACUCUGAGGACCUUAGUUGGUUUUUUUAGCCAAGCAAGCAUAUGUUGUUAUUCAAAUGUAAGCUAAAUCAUGACGAUUUUAUUUUUUUUCUUUGUUUUUUUCUCUUAGCAUCUCUGCUGAGACUGUGGAUGUAACAGGAAUUUAUGUUUCAUGUUUCCAUAUUCGGAUGAUGGCCUUGCGUCAAAAAGUUAGCAUCAGAUGUCAAAGACUAAUAGUCUUCUUUGGUUUUAUUUUUUUAUGUUGUUGAGGCAUAUGUUUACUACUUUGUGGCAAAAAUGAUAUCGUUUCACUGUUUAGCACUUGGGAUGUUUGGUACUCUCCCGUUUCCAUUCUUCCUUUCUAAAAGAGAAAAAGUGUUCCACUAUUUCUGGAUGAUAAAUCUUGAAAAGGAAAAUUUGAGUCAUUAAGAAUCAUAGGAAGAACACAGUCAAUGUUUCUUUCCUUCCAAGUUAGAUCUAUACAGCUAUGCGCGCUGUUUAAGAUACCAUGUUGAUUUCCGCCCCUUUCUCUUUUACUUUUAGGGAUUAACCCUAUAUUCUAAGAAAGCGUCAUUGUUAUCGUCCCACAUAUUAUACCCAUGCAUACUGAAAUUGUGUGUGCUUCUUUGUAGGCAAACUCCAGCGAUUCAAAGGAAUUCGAAAAGAAGGUUGAAGAACGGAAAGCCUCGUUCAAGAAAGAUAGAGUAAUUUUUUUAUCUAUUUCGAUAUGAUAUUUAUUGAAUCGAAAAUGUAUCAACUUUAUAUAUAUAUAUCUAAGUAUAUGCGUUUUCUUCUUUUCGAAAAAUGUCACUGAAGUAAAAAAGUUGCUGAUUACUUUCCUUCGAUGGCAUGAUAAACUUUGUUAUUUAUAUAGCCUUUCCUUUCUAUGUACCACUAGUAUAGAAGCUUUUCCACGGAAUUGCGUAUUCAAUUUUCCAUUAAAAAGAUUAACAUGCAGUUGAAGUCGUCAAAGUUAGGUAUUUCACAUGAAGAAGAUAGUACUUGCUGUCUGGUUCCUUUAUCAUCAUCAUAAUCGUCAUAGUGGACAUGUACCAAAUUCAACACACUCUGCUGUAAUGUCAUGAACUUCGCCUUUCUUUUUUUCCUUUUUUUCUUGGGGGGAGGCGGAUCUUGGGUUUUAUUCAUUCUUGUUUUUCUCGGGACUUUAGUCGUGAUUUCUCUUCUUUCUAAAUUGGAUAUGAACCAGUUCCCAUGCUACCCAAAGAACAUUAAGAAGAAACAGAGCCAACCUAAAUAUAACUGACCCAUGAAACUUGGAUAUGAUGAUAGGCGACUUUUUACUUAAGCAUACGCAUUGACAUUGAGCUUUCUCGUGCAACCUCUUGAAGCUUUAGUAAAAACUUGAUCUGGCUUAACAUUUCAACUACCUUGACCGGUUCUUUUUCUUGGAUUUGGUAAAUUAUUUCCGUAAUUACCAUUCAUCAAUAUAAACUUUACAGAUUCUUUAUUUCUCUUAUUUAUUUUUUCAGCUUAAGCAUUUUUAGUAGUUUACAUCUUAAUCUUCUUCAGCUCUCUCAUGUGAUUGAUUCAAUUCAUCUCUUGAUGUAACCAGAGACAGGAGCAGCUCCACACUACAGCUAGACAAAAACACGAGGUAUUUCACUAGAAUUUGGCAAUUUUUUCCUCAUAAAUAAGGUUUUUUUCAUGUACCACCAAAGGAAACACGGAUUUGUGAAAACACCUUGUUGGUUUUCUAUUUAUCAAAGCCAUUAAUAACAUUUUUCAUUGUAGUUUGAUUCUAAAUUCCUGACGAGUGGCCAGCAUUUUGGGGGGGUUCAAGCAGGGCCAUGAUUUUUUAUGCGUUUCUGUCAAAAAGGCUUUCAGUGGGUAUGAAUUUUAAUGAUGUUAUGGAUAAAAAGAACAUGUCAGUGGGUGUCAAACACAGUACUUUUACCGGAUCAUGAUCAUUGUUGGAAGUUGACAAAGAAAAUCAUAAAGUGAUCUUAUGUUCACUGAGAUCUUCCAUCAAGGGGGUGAAUUACGGUGGCAUGUCUUCGCUUUGUCUCUUGAUAACCAAUGAAAACAAGAAGGAAAUCGUACUGCUCUGGAAUUAUUACAGGAUUGGCAUUGCGCAUUUCCUUUUAGGAGCUGGCGAGAAGCGCUCGGUUUGAACAAAUAUGGAGAAGCCGAAGGACAGAGGGGGAGACACGUGAUGAUAUCCUGUCUGAAAUAUAUCAUCUUUAUGAUGUUGUGCGGAUUGAUGAGGAGGAAGAACACGAGAACGAGGAAGACACAGAGUGAGCUUCUGUUUUGUUUGGGUCUCUCAAAUGUUUUGAACCCACCCAGGAGAAUGCAUGAAAGAUCUUCCCUUUAUCUCCUUUCAGAGACGCCCCCAUCAAGGAUGAUGCGAUCUUAUGCAAUUAUUUGCCGUUGAUCAGAGAGUACCUUCCAACAGCCGCAGAAGAGAUUGAGUCUGACAUGAACGCCCGGGGAUCGACCCGAGGUUCGCUUCCUUCAUAGAACUCGGGGGCCAUUUCUUCUUGCUUUCUCAGAAGCUUGUCCCCGAAUGGUGAAAGUUGGAUUCCCACAUUCAUCACCACCGUUUGCUUACUAAAAAAAUCAAUAUCUUGUUCAGAAUUUGAUCUUGAUGUAUGAAGAAGACGAUCCUUUCCUUUCUUAUACAUAUUUCACUGCUGUAAACCCCUUCGCUGAUGUAACAGAUGGUUACGUGUAUGAUAUCUAUACCAUGGAGAGCGUCCCAAGCGCGGGUGCCCAAGCUGCGGCUCAUUAUCCUCUGUAAGUGUCACCAUGGCCGCUUAAUGUCUGUCUUAAUGGAGAAGGGGGCCUGAUAUCUUCUUCCUCGUCGUGUUUGACGCAGGGUCCAGGUCAAUGAUGAAGGUCUCUACGACGAUGAGUGGGGAUCUGAUUAUGAAACCGACGAUUCAAAUGGUACGCUCAGUUUCUCACAUGGAAAUGAAGGGCGAUCCUGAAAGAAAAUAAAAUAAAAUAAAAAGCAGUGUGUGUGUGUGUGUGUGUGUAGAAUGCCACUGAUUCAGCGCCUUCUCCCCUCUGCCUGAUGCAGCCGAGAACAACCCACUGAACGACUACCCAGACGAGGAGACGUCCGAAGACGGGGACGGGAAUGGAUUUCUCUCCGACCAGGAGGAGGAAUAUGAAGCGGAGAUCGUCAGCGCCAGCGAAGAAGAAGACCAGGAAGACGGCCAAGGCUUGAGAUGGGGGUAUCGCUGA